AUGGGAUAUUUUCGCCUGGCGUUGACGGGUCGCGUCGCACGACGUCAAUGGCGAUACUUCAGCACAAGCCGACGAUUAAUGAGAGAUCCACAACUGGAAGAAUAUGACCGUAUGUUCCAAAAUGAAUUUGGGUCAUUAAAGGACAAAUACGAUGCACCGAAACAUCCGAUUGUGCUUGCACACGGUCUCUUAGGGUUCGACGAACUUCGCCUCGCUGGCUCUUUUCUGCCAGGGAUUCAAUACUGGCGAGGAAUCGUGAAUGCGCUACGAUUACAGAACAUCGAAGUAAUAACUACGGAAGUUCCGUCGUCGGGCUCAAUUGAAGCACGAGCGGAAAAACUGGCUAUGAGGAUUGCGGAAAAGGCUGGAGGGAAGAGCGUGAACAUCAUCGCGGGCUUGGACUCGAGGUACAUGAUCAGUAACUUAAAGCCCGAAAACGUUAAAGUCUUGUCCCUCACAACGAUUGCUACACCACACCGUGGAUCAUCUUUUGCAGAUUAUCUUCACGAACAAUUAGGCCCGAUCCACUUCAAAAGACUUUCUCGAGUAUUAGGCCAAGUUGGAAUGGAAUCGGGCGCAUUCUCGCAGUUGACACAGAAGUAUCUGAUAGAAGAAUUCAAUCCAAAAACGCCGGAUCGGGAUGACGUCCGGUAUUUCUCAUAUGGCGCAUCACUUGAGCCCACGGUAUGGUCUGUCUUCUGGUACUCGCACCGGAUCAUUAAGCAGAGGGAACAAGCGAUGAAUGAUGGACUUGUCAGCGUACCAAGCUCUCGAUGGGGUAAAUAUCAAGGAACUUUGACAGGAGUUAGCCAUCUUGAUUUAAUCAAUUGGACGAGCAGAGUGAAGGUUCUGUUUUGGCUCUUGACCGGUGUCAAGAGAAGUUUCAAUGCGCAUGCAUUAUACCUUGAAAUCGCUGGUACGAUUAUGCCUUACACGCUCCGCCUUGUCACACAUUGA
Eremomyces bilateralis CBS 781.70 is the source of this 957-nucleotide messenger RNA. Its product is annotated as alpha/beta-hydrolase. The transcript has 8 exons. The record is from RefSeq and is a predicted model, not a curated record. Gene Ontology annotation, molecular function: triacylglycerol lipase activity. NCBI's taxonomy places the organism in Eukaryota, Fungi, Ascomycota, Dothideomycetes, Eremomycetales, Eremomycetaceae. Bases 1 to 957 code for a protein of 318 amino acids.